CAGAGAGACUUCGGGACCCCUCUUGACCUUAACCCCGCGUGGGUAGCGCCUGGCUCCAGCACGAUUCGCAUCUUUCUCCAUUGAAGUUUGGGGCUGUGAGGGCUAAAAUCUGCAGAGAGCUCGAUGUGUAGAGCCAAUGGUGCUUUUCCAUAGCUGCGCGGGCCACAGUGUGCCGCAGAAAUCCCGAGUGGAGGCAGCAGUAGCCCGAGGACACGUUUCUGGCCUGUGUGAUCCACCCGUGCCAGGCCUUGCAAGCUCCCACGUGGAGCCCGGGAGCUGGGGCACGUUCCCGAGCAGAUCCAGGCUUGAGCUGGAGGCUCUAAGAUGUGGAGCCCUGACGGUUUGGGUUUGGUUGGGUUUAAUUCUGAGGGGUUCCUUGUCCUCGUUGCUUUGCUUGCCCCGUUUUCGAGCCCAGGCUUUGUUUGUGCUGCGUACUCCAGUAGAUUUACAAGUGUUUGUGUUGCCUUAUCUUCAAACUGAAACCUCCUGGUUGGAAGAGGAAGUGGAGAGGUAAAGAGCAGCUUUAGGGAGUGAUGGAGUGCCAGGAUUAGUGCACUGAGGCCAUGCUUUUUCCAAGCUGGUGAAAGAAAGGGUUUCACCCACCCCUUGGGCUGCUCAUUUUCACCCGUGUCAGCACAGGCAUUUGUGUGCAGAAUUAGACUUCCCUGGGAAGUGAAACCUAAUUUAUAGAUGCCCAAAAAAAUCCAGAUCAGCUCCUAAAUGUUUUCGCUGGCCCAAAAGGGCAGAUGAGACUGCUGCUUUUCUGUAACAAUAUUGGUUUAUAGUGGAACAAGGGUGGGCAAAAGUAGAGUUCAUCUGCCAGACUGCACCCCUGUGCUCCUGAAAUAAAAUCCCAUAGUUCUCAUCCUUUGGCCAUGAGUUACUUUUGAAGUUGUUUAUUGAUGCUUAGGAGCAUGACUAGGGGCAUUUUGCCUUUUCUAUAGUCAGGAUUUUUGUUUUGCUAUCAAUACAUUGCAAGGACUGCUGUGCUGUGCACCUUGUACUGCACUUGUGCUGAAAGCCUCCCCUGCCUGGGGGACCAGCUCGGGAUCUGGGUCUUGGGUGCUUUAGGAGGGCCACAGCCCUUCCCCUCCACAGGUACCCCCUGCUCUAGUGCAUACCUAAGCUCAUAAAUCCACGUGGCACGUGGCAGCACAAAUUCAAAAUCCUUUAUCCCAGAGGCAGGAAAGGCAGUGUUCCCAGUGUCCAACACAAUGCCUUUAUUUACCAAGGCAAGCCAAGCAAACCUCUUGGAUAAGUACCAACCCUUGUUGGUUUAGUAAGUGUUUAGUGUAAAGGUGUAGGCUGGCACAUGCAGGAACCCAGUUAACAACACAGCCUGCUCCAUAGUGUGGCUUGGCCUCUUGGAGUUACACAGUUAUGAAGCUGCAGCUCUCUGACUUAGGGCUCUCUGUGUGUGUCUGUAAUUUUGGAACUUCAGGGCAGAUUUCCAGCCCCAUCCCAGUGAAACUUGCUGGUACGUUGAUUUCCCUCUAAAAUGAUGGCUUUGAGCAGGUCAGAUUAUUCAUUUAUAAUGUCAUUUGUUUAAGGGGAAAUCCAUCUAAUCUUUAACACAUACACAUUCAUUGCCUUUAUGUUUGGAAUCACUUUCCUUGUUAGUCGAUUUUGUCAUUAUUACUUCAUCUCUCUUAUCUUUUUGACAAUACAUUUUGUAACAAAGUCAUUGACAUCAGGUUUUAAAUUACUAUGGACUCAUUUUUAAGAAGAACUACAACAGACUGUAACGUUGUUACAUCUCUUCUGGCUUAGUUAUUUUCUAUGUUGAAAGCAGUCUGUGUAGGGCCCCUUCAGAGAGAGUCUGUGAGCUGGGCUCUCAUGUGUUGUUGAAAGUUUGCAAUAAAUAGAAUUCAUCCAUUUUAGUGCCUAUGCCUCAACUGCAAAGGCCUUUUUCAGGACAGGGAGCUGUCUCACUGCUUAAAUAUCACAAAUCCUGCCUGCAACACCAGUUACCUUAUACCUACAAGCUCUUUCUUCAGCAGAACCCAGCUGAUGAUAACCAAAGCUUCUACUUGGAGCAUCUCCUGUAGUUUGGCUUGGCAUGAUUACUGUUCACCUGUCCUGGCAGGAGCCUGGUGGGAUCUCAGACAAUUCACCCUGCUGAGAAGGACACGUGCCUACAUCCCUGUGCAAGUCAGCAGGAACUGCAGAUCUGUGUCUGGAUAAUGCUGGCAGAGAGCCACUAAAGUUGUCUCCCCUUGUAUGUACCCAAAUAGGUAAAACUGCUCUCUGGAUUUGGUCCUGUGGGAGCAAGCUGGCAAAACUGCAAAAGUAAACUUGGAUUUGCAGUAAAAAUUAGAGCUCUAAGUGUACAAGUCAACAAAAUGCCUUUGUUCCCUGUAGGCUUUGCAGUGUCCAGGCUGGCAGAUUAGCACUGGGUGGUGGGCAAACCCAGCUAAAACUGAGCUAUAUCUACCCAAAUGGAGGCACUGGGUUGGGGGCGUGGCAAAAUCAGAACGAAACCAAAAAAUUCCACAUUCCUAUCUUGCAAGAGCAAUUGCAGGAGCAGAGUCUGGUUCAGAGGUAACAAGAUAACACUUCUGAAGUUCCAUCCAAGGCCGCUGUGAAGUCCUGGCAGCAUGGAAUGAUGUUGAGACUGUGGAGAAAUGCAUUUGUUUCAGAGUGGAAGAGAAACAUCCUGUUCGUUUGGUUGGUUUGCUUUUGCAGAGCUUACACAGACCUUUCCCAAGAUGGUUUCCUCAAAUGAAUAUGGGUCACACACCUGGGACCUCUUACUGACAGUUGAUCAUCAACAUGAAGGUGUAGAUAAGGAAUUUCCACUACAGGUCAGAGGGGAUCUUCAUGUUGGAGGACUGAUGCUGAAAUUAGUAGAAAAAAUCAAAAUAGCACAAGAUUGGUCAGACUAUGCUUUCUGGUGGGAACAAAAAAAAUGUUGGCUUUUGAAAACCCACUGGACACUGGAUAAAUGCGGGGUGCAGGCAGAUGCUAAGCUGAUCUUCACUACUCAGCACAAAAUGCUGCGGCUUCGCUUGCCAAACAUGAAGACUGUGAGACUGAAAGUCAGCUUCUCUUCCAUGGUGUUCAAAGCUGUCAGUGACAUCUGCAAAAUGCUCAAUAUCAGGCGGCCAGAAGAACUCUCUUUAUUGAAGCAAUCAGAAGGCACACUCAAAAAGAAAAAGAAAAAAGACAAGAACAGCAAAGAACCAGCUACAGAAGAUAUUUUAAACCUGUGCAACUCUCCAGUGAGUUCUGGAUUACCAGCCAAUUCAGGUUUGUAUAGUAAGACCAUGACACCCAUUUAUGAUCCUGUCAGUGGCUCUCCAGCUUCCUCCACCAUGACCUGGUUCAGUGAUGGUUCCACAGCUGAGCAGAGCUGCAGCAUCCUGGCCCUCAGCCAAUCCCCCUGCUCCCCAGAGAUGCUGGCAGAGAUGUACCAGCCACGGACUUUGGCUGACAAAGCCAAGCUCAAUGCAGGCUGGCUGGAUUCAUCUCGAUCACUUAUGGAACAAGAUGUUCAGGAGGAAGAUCAACUUCUUCUACGCUUUAAAUAUUACACUUUCUUUGAUUUGAAUCCCAAAUACGACGCCGUGCGCAUCAACCAGAUCUACGAGCAGGCGCGCUGGGCCAUCCUGCUGGAGGAGAUCGACUGCACCGAGGAGGAGAUGCUCAUCUUCGCAGCACUGCAGUACCAUGUCAGCAAGUUAUCAUUAUCAUCAGAGACACAAGAUUCCACCUGUGAGUCAGAAGUGGAUGAAGUAGAAGCCGCCCUUUCCAAUCUGGAAGUGACACUGGAAGGUGGAAAUAAAAGCAACAUUUUGGAGGACAUCACAGACAUCCCGAAACUCGCUGAUAAUCUCAAGCUAGUUAGGCCCAAGAAGCUGGCACUCAAAGCUAUCAAGACAUACUGGUUUGUCUUCAGAGACACUUCAAUAUCUUAUUUUAAAAACAAGGAAUCUGCACAGGGAGAGCCUAUUGAUAAACUAAACCUGAAAGGAUGUGAAGUUGUACCAGAUGUAAAUGUUGCAGCGAAGAAGUUUGGAAUCAAGUUACUAAUUCCUGUUGCAGAUGGCAUGAACGAAGUAUAUUUAAGAUGUGAUAAUGAGGAUCAGUACGCUCGGUGGAUGGCUGCCUGUGUUCUGGCCUCCAAGGGCAGAACGAUGGCCGACAGCUCCUACCAGCCCGAGGUGCAGAAGAUCCUUUCCUUCCUGCAGAUGAAGAACUGGACCAUGUGUUCCCAGGCAGCCUCUGAGCCAGAGAAUGUGGAUAUGAAACCUGAGUGCUUCGUCUCUCCACGCUACACCAAAAAAUUCAAGUCCAAGCAGCUGACUGCCCGAAUUCUGGAAGCCCACCAAAACGUGUCCCAGAUGUCCCUGGUGGAGGCCAAGCUGCGUUUUAUCCAAGCCUGGCAGUCCCUGCCUGAGUUUGGUUUGUCCUACUACGUUGUGAGGUUUAAAGGAAGCAAGAAGGAUGAUGUGCUUGGCGUGUCCUACAACAGGCUGAUACGGAUAGACAUGGCCACAGGAGAUCCCAUCACCACGUGGAGGUUCUCCACCAUGAAGCAGUGGAAUGUGAACUGGGAAAUCCGCCAGGUCGCCAUCGAGUUUGACCAGAAUGUGUCCAUUGCUUUCACGUGCCUGAGUGCAGACUGCAAAAUCAUCCAUGAGUACAUUGGGGGCUACAUCUUCUUGUCAACACGUUCCAAGGACCACAAUGAAACGCUGGAUGAAGAACUCUUCCACAAAUUAACUGGAGGUCAGGAAUGACGUGGAGUAAACUCUUCCCCCUGCCUGCUUCUUUUUAGCUAAGACUACCAGAGAUUAAACAAAAAUAUCUCUGUUAGUUGCUGGCUACUAAUUGGUGUAUAUGUCAGUCUUGUACUGUGACUGGGAUGGUUUACAGCUUUUCUUAAAUACUGAUGUCAGUUUUGUUAAAUACUUAAGGUCACUGGAGGCAGUUUGGCAACUCCAUCAUCAAUCCUUGAGAAAAUUGAAUCAUCUUUGUUUUCCUUUUGUACAGUUCAAUGUUUUUAAACAAAUAGUGUCUAGCCACUGGACAGUUUUUUAACCUAGUACUUUUAAUUUCAGCUAUCUGUUUGGGUAUCCAGAACAAGUAACUUGAGGAUAUGGUACAGUGAAUUUUCUUCUCUGUUACAGCCAGGCAACUUCCAUUGUUAAACUGGCAAUUGUUAAAGAGCCCAGCAUUUAUCAGAACUAAGGCUGAAUAAAUAUGUAUUUUAAAGCU
This is a messenger RNA of Melospiza georgiana, 5220 nucleotides long. RefSeq names its product FERM domain containing kindlin 1 (gene FERMT1). Gene Ontology annotation, cellular component: focal adhesion. NCBI's taxonomy places the organism in Eukaryota, Metazoa, Chordata, Aves, Passeriformes, Passerellidae. The record is from RefSeq and is a predicted model, not a curated record. The transcript is spliced from 14 exons. Gene Ontology annotation, biological process: integrin-mediated signaling pathway; cell-matrix adhesion. Bases 2625 to 4742 code for a protein of 705 amino acids. Gene Ontology annotation, molecular function: integrin binding.